AUGGAGCAGAGCGACAACAACGAGGUCCUCGGCAUACUGCAGGUGAUCCUGAAGUGCACCGACCUGCCCAUCCAGGAGGUGAGCUCCAUCCCGCUGGAGUUCUGGCACCGGCUGGCCCACGAGGUGCUGAGGCGUCCAGAGCAGGAUGCGAAGAUCGAUCAGUUCCAGGGCAUCUACGUGGAGCUGCUCAACAUCGCCAUCCGCAGGUGUGCCGUGCCGACGACGGAGGACCCCUUCCAGGCCGACGACGACUUCAUCGCCUACCGGCGCAGCCUGCUGAGCCUCGUGGAGGACUGCCUGGACAUCCUGACGCCGAACAGCGGCUUAGAACACACUCUGAAGAGCCUGCAGGAACACCAGGCCAAGGGUAUCGUGAUGCAGGAGGCGCACUUCUACAUCCUGACCACGGUCGGCCCCAAAGCCGAGGUCAGGGAUGGCAGCGUGUUGUGGCAGCUGAUCCAGAGCCUGCCCCCGCUGAUACAGCAGACGGGGGUUGGUCCCUGCUGGCGCCUGCAAGACGAGCGGGGCUCCGUCCCGAUGUUCUGGUCCGUGUCGGUCAAGACCCGGCCCGACUUCCUGCGCUCCUCCCUCGAGAUGAUCUCGACGCUGCUGAUGACGUCGGCGCCCACGGGCGCCACGCCGCAGGUGCUGGAGCGGGUGAAGCAGGUCCAGCAGGCCGCCUCCAUCGCCUUCAAGGACAUCUGCGUCAACGGCAAGCAGCACCUGCAGGACCUGGUGCCGCAGCUGACCCAGCUCUACCUGCAGACCAUGGCGAUGCCCAGCCGGAUGCACCUCUUCAUCGUGGACGGCGUCGGCGCCGUGGUGACCAGCCUGCGAGAGGACGCGACGUUCGGGGCUGCGUUAGAGCAGGUGGUGAAGCCCCUUGUUGACGGCAUGACGAGCGAGCGGGCGCAGAAGGCGCCUGGCUACGAGCAGCGCGUGCGCGCGCUGCUGCAGCGCAUCGAGGCCAAGGGGGCCAGGCAAAGCGUGACCCACGCGCCCCAGCCUUACUCUCUGAUAUUCGUGUGGCCGCCCGUCUUCUUCGGACGGAGCCGAGCUGCGCCGCUGCCGCGCGGCGGCGGCAGCGGGCCGAGCCUCGGGAGCCCGACGCCCAGCGCGGCCCGGAACGGCCAGUGCGCCGCCCAGGUCAUCACGGAGGUUGCAGCUUGA
This is a messenger RNA of Prorocentrum cordatum, 1170 nucleotides long. Lineage: Eukaryota; Dinophyceae; Prorocentrales; Prorocentraceae. The record is from the annotation of a GenBank genome assembly.